ACCUAAGCACAAUCAUUCCGGAAUCUGUCUGUGAUUUUUUUGCACAUUAGUCACUUUAUUUAAGUCUUUUUUUUAUUAAUAAAAUGUUUAAUUUGUAUAAAUUCUUGAAAAAUUAAAGAAUUUAUAUAAUUUUUUGUUCAUCAUUCGUUUUCAAUUUGCUAUGUAUCACAAAUAUCAUGAUUACAGAUUUUAAAUUAGUGACAGUCGACAGUGAAUUAAUAGUUAACCUGUAAAAUUGUAUAUUUAAUUUUUUAAAUUAUUAUGAAGUCCGGAAUUACAAUGGAGCAUAGAGGGUCUGUUCUAUUAAAUGCAGAGGAGAACAAGCAAGUUUUCGAACUAAUUGGAAAUCGUUGUUUGUGUUUAGCAACGGGUAUAAUUCAGUUGUACUUGACUGAACCACCUUCACAUAACGAGUGGUUAAAAAGAAGUACUGGCGUAUUAACAUUAAUAAGGGAUAAUCCAAAACGAAGCUUUUUCUUAAGAUUAUAUUGUCUUCAAAGGAAAGCCAUGCUUUGGGAACAUGAAAUUUACAAUGCCAUCGAAUACAAAGCUCCUGCACCGUACUUCCAAACAUUUGAAGGAGAAGAGAGUAUGAUGGCCUUUAAUUUUGCAAGUGAAUACGAUGCAUUUGUUUUAAGGAAUGCACUUAUUGGUAUACUUGAAGCAAAACGUCAGAAAAAACAAAAGCGUGCAUUAAGAUCUUCAGAAGUGAUGGAAAGUACAAAAGGCGAGCCACAAGUAGAAUUGUCAUCAUCGUCAGGAAAUUUGUUUAAUGGUUCACCUAUGGCUCCAACCGUUAAUAAAAGUAUAUCAAGUGGCUCUGUGUUUGAAAAAAAGAAAAAGCACAGAGACAACGAAAAGAAACGUAAAUUAAGAAAAGAAGAUAUUGGCCUUCCUCAUAAUUUCAGACACGUCACUCAUGUGGGGUGUAAUGCAGAUAAUAAACAUUUAGAAUUGGGAUCAAUUGACCCCCAACUUAAAGAAGUAUUUACAACUGCUGGUGUAUCUGAUAAUCAGUUGAAAAAUCCAAGGAUGCGAGAUUUUAUUUACGAUUUUAUUGAUAAUCACGGUGGGAUACAAGCAUUUGUGAAAGAAAAUGCUCUAUUGAAUGUCAAGAAAAGUGAAGUUCAAGAUUCAAAACCGCAAAAUACCUUAGAGCCUCCGCCACCUGUACCACCUCGAACUACUUCUGCAGUUAUGUCACCAUCAAAUAAUGGUCAAACACGAACGGCUCCUCCAUUACCUCCAUCAAAAACAAUUCCUUCUGCAAAUGCUCCAUCGAUGCAUAAAGUAAUUCCAACACGUCCUCCGCCUCCAACAAAUUCUGCAUUUUUCCAACCAUCUCAACCACCUCCACCUCCUCCUCCUCCACCAUCUUCAAAAGAUGCUCCUGUAUUAUCAAUACCACAGCCACCUCCAUUACCAAUUUUCAACGAUGUUGAUGUCGAAAGCAAUAGAAAAGUUGAAAAUGAUUUAAGUAGUGCAAAAAGUAAUAACAGCCAAAGUGAAGAUUGUCGUUCAAUGCUUAUGGAAUCCAUUAGAAGUGGUACUACCCUCAAGAAAGUUACUAAAGACGAAGCAAAACCGAGACCUUCAGUUGAUACAAGGAGCGAUCUUUUGUCUCAAAUUCGUCAAGGUAUUGAGCUAAAGCCAGUUUUAAAUGAACCAAAACGAUCUACUGUAUCAGUUCCUCAAGAUGGUUUAAUUGGAGCACUUUCAAGAGCUUUAGCUGAACGUUCAAGAGCUAUACAUAGUGACAGUGAGGACUCGUUUAGCGAUUCUAGUGAAGAAGAUGAUUGGGAUGAUUAGCAAUAUAUAUAUAUAUUAAAAAAAAUUAGGGUAAUUUAUAGUCUUCC
Leptopilina boulardi is the source of this 1856-nucleotide messenger RNA. RefSeq names its product actin nucleation-promoting factor WASL-like. Bases 262 to 1809 code for a protein of 515 amino acids. The transcript is spliced from 6 exons. Gene Ontology annotation, biological process: actin filament organization. NCBI's taxonomy places the organism in Eukaryota, Metazoa, Arthropoda, Insecta, Hymenoptera, Figitidae. Gene Ontology annotation, molecular function: actin binding. The record is from RefSeq and is a predicted model, not a curated record.